CCGCAGACUGGGGCCGAGGUCUGGCACGCGCGUGGUCAAUCGCCAAUCAUCCGAGUACCAACAGCUAUGCUGAAAGAAACGGAAAUGUGGUUCAAGAGCCUCAGGCAGCAGGAUCAACCGCUUUCACCUCCCAAAAGGAGGUGCUGGUCGCUGUCCCGCUCUCUUCCGGAGUUGACUGGAAACACGGAGGAUGCAGUGAGAGCCAGACAGUGCUCGCAGGAAAGCCGACUGCGCCGCAGGACGGUCGAGGUGCAGCGUCAGCUGGCCGCGCUAGCUGAGCAAGGUCGCCAACAGGCGGCGCUGCUGCAGCGGCGCCGCCAGAGGGCCACCGAUGUCCAGCGCUUCCUCCAGCAGCCGGUCACCGCACUGCAUGGCACCACCAGCCGAGGCUGA
This is a messenger RNA of Pollicipes pollicipes, 393 nucleotides long. RefSeq lists its product as uncharacterized. NCBI's taxonomy places the organism in Eukaryota, Metazoa, Arthropoda, Thecostraca, Pollicipedomorpha, Pollicipedidae. The coding region runs from base 67 to 393 and encodes 108 amino acids. The record is from RefSeq and is a predicted model, not a curated record. The transcript has 4 exons.